This is a messenger RNA of Aspergillus tanneri, 2013 nucleotides long. RefSeq names its product protein phosphatase 2A regulatory subunit RTS1 (gene PPP2R5D). Gene Ontology annotation, molecular function: protein phosphatase regulator activity. Gene Ontology annotation, cellular component: protein phosphatase type 2A complex. The transcript is spliced from 9 exons. Lineage: Eukaryota; Fungi; Ascomycota; Eurotiomycetes; Eurotiales; Aspergillaceae. The record is from RefSeq and is a predicted model, not a curated record. Gene Ontology annotation, biological process: signal transduction. Bases 1 to 2013 code for a protein of 670 amino acids.
AUGAAGGGCUUCAGACAGAGAGUGCAUGAGCAGUUGUCGAGAGCGAAAGAUGCAAAUAAAUCGUCGAAAAAGAAAGAUGCCCAGAGCCAACCUUCCUUGGGGAUCAAUCCGGCUCAACAGUCUUCGUCUCCAAACCACGGCACUCCGACCUCAUCUACAACUUCGGUAAAUGAUGCUAGAGGGAAAUCGCCGGAUAAUGCCUCACAGGCUGGGGCGUAUCCCCAUGGUCAAUAUUUUAUCCCACAGGGCGCAGGAGUCGCUGGUCAACCCGUGAAUAACGGAGCGCCAGGAACCCCAACAAAACAAGGCCAGCCAAUAGCCCCUAGUGUGGUUAUUAGCCCAAGUGCACCGCAUGUUCCUCCGCCCGGUGCUGCCGAGACGAUGCCAGGUGAUCUGGCACCUCCAAGGAAAUCUCACGUCUUCGACCGCCUUCAGACAACCCCUAAGGAUAUGUCCGAGGGUAUCCGCACCCCAAAGCGGCAGCAUUCGUCGCGAUUUGAUAUUUCCGACCAGCGUCAGAGGGAGUUGGAAAAACUUCCCGGGUUCCAUGAAGUACCCCCAAAUCGGCGCCAGGAGCUCUUCAUGCAAAAAAUCGAUCAGUGCAAUAUCAUAUUUGAUUUCAACGACCCUACUGCAGAUAUGAAGUCCAAGGAGAUCAAGAGACUUGCGCUCCACGAACUUUUGGAUUAUGUUGCCAACAAUCGCUCAGUGAUUACUGAACCAAUGUAUCCUCGAGUGGUGGAAAUGUUUGCCAAAAACCUAUUUCGACCAAUUCCGCCGCCAGUAACGCCUCAGGGUGAGGCCUUUGACCCAGAGGAGGAUGAACCGGUUCUGGAAGUGGCCUGGCCCCAUAUCCAAGUUGUUUAUGAGUUCUUUUUGCGAUUCAUCGAAAGCCAAGAUUUCAACACGAACAUUGCGAAGGCUUAUAUUGAUCACCAUUUCGUGCUCCAGUUGCUGGAACUGUUUGACUCUGAGGAUCCUCGCGAACGAGAUUUCCUCAAAACAACGCUACAUCGGAUUUACGGAAAAUUCUUGAACCUGCGGUCAUAUAUUCGGCGAUCUAUCAACAAUGUUUUCUUCCAAUUCACAUACGAAACCGAGCGAUUUAACGGAAUUGCGGAAUUGUUGGAAAUUCUGGGGUCAAUCAUCAACGGAUUCGCCCUUCCUCUCAAGGAAGAACACAAACUUUUCUUGACCAGAGUCCUGCUUCCCCUACAUAAGGUUAAAAGUCUUAGCAUGUACCACCCACAAUUGGCUUAUUGUAUUGUCCAAUUCCUAGAGAAGGAUUCCUCACUCACAGAAGAGGUCGUUCUUGGGCUACUACGCUACUGGCCCAAGGUCAAUAGCACGAAGGAAGUAAUGUACCUGAACGAAGUGGAAGAUAUUUUCGAGGUUAUGGAUCCAGCAGAGUUUGCCAAGGUCCAAGAGCCCUUGUUUCAACAACUGGCCAAGUCAGUUGCCAGUCCGCACUUCCAGGUUGCGGAACGGGCACUCUACUUCUGGAACAACGAAUACUUCUGUAACUUGGUCAGCGACAAUGUGGACACAAUCUUACCGAUUAUGUUUCCUCCACUGUAUGAGAAUUCAAAAGGUCAUUGGAACAGGACAAUCCACAGCAUGGUCUACAAUGCAAUGAAGAUGUUCAUGGAGAUCAAUCCUCAGCUUUUCGAUGAAUGCUCUCACGAGUACAAUGAGCGUCAGAAUAAUGCUGAGCAGCGUGAAAAGGCUCGGCAAAGCCGAUGGGAAAAGGUCGCAGAGCGAGCCAAGGAACGACAGAAUGGCAUUGCCCGGCCUCCACAACUGGCGUCUGCGGACAUUCCAAUCCAAGUGGACGAGAUCGACUCUAUCACCAAUGACAGUCAGAAGCGCCUUCACUCUCUGAAGCUGGAUGAGCCAGGUACAACAACUGAGCGAAGGGCCACUGCGGGAUCGAGAAGGCGCCGCGGCUCCCUCGAUAGUCCUAGGAGGCGAAGAAGUGGUAGCGGCAGCGAGAUCCGACCCCGACGAAGGUAA